This is a messenger RNA of Penicillium paradoxum, 687 nucleotides long. It is a transcript of the gene nctA, whose product is annotated as negative cofactor 2 transcription regulator complex subunit BUR6. Bases 1 to 687 code for a protein of 228 amino acids. The record is from RefSeq and is a predicted model, not a curated record. Gene Ontology annotation, biological process: negative regulation of transcription by RNA polymerase II; transcription by RNA polymerase II; positive regulation of transcription by RNA polymerase II. Gene Ontology annotation, cellular component: nucleus; negative cofactor 2 complex. NCBI's taxonomy places the organism in Eukaryota, Fungi, Ascomycota, Eurotiomycetes, Eurotiales, Aspergillaceae. The transcript is spliced from 2 exons. Gene Ontology annotation, molecular function: transcription corepressor activity; RNA polymerase II general transcription initiation factor activity; protein heterodimerization activity.
AUGACAGAGGACAACUAUCGGCCUCGCUCUCCUGAUCUUUCUCUUUCUCACGCGCUUCCUAGUCCAAUUCCUCAAACCUUUUCCGACUAUCCACCGUAUCAACACCCGACUCCACGUCGCGUGUCUCAACAGUACGUCCCACCAUAUCAACCAGACUUGGACAUGGCCCGUCGCUCCAGUCGUCUUGCUCAGUCCGACAACGCGCCUGUCCCCGAACCCAUGCCGGAAACAAUCCAACCCAUGCCAGAGCCCUUUAUCAUGGAGUCAUUCCCCGCUGUCGCGCCUGAGGUGGCCCCAGAGGUGCCACCUCCGGCGCCUGCAUGUGCAGCCAUUGAAGUGAAGACGAAAUUCCCCGUAGCGCGCAUCAAGCGCAUUAUGCAAGCUGACGAGGAUGUCGGUAAGGUUGCUCAAGUCACACCGAUUGCUGUCUCCAAGGCUCUCGAAUUAUUCAUGAUAUCUCUGGUUACCAAGGCCGCACAAGAAGCCAAGGACCGCAACUCGAAGCGCGUGACGGCCUCGCAUCUGAAACAGGCCGUUGCCAAAGAUGAGGUGCUUGACUUCUUGGCGGAUAUAAUUGCCAAGGUUCCCGAUCAACCCGCUGGUCGCAAACACGAAGAUGAUGGGAGCGACCAGAAUGAGGGUCGUCGCAAGCGAGGCGGGCGGCGACCCAAGGAUGAGAGCGAUUGA